CGCCGCGGGUGGUACCUUUCGCGGCGUCUGCAGGCGUCCUUUGGAGCGGUGCCCGCGACCGGAAUGAUGCUGGGUCGGAGUCCCCUCACCUGUAUUCUCCUGGUGGCGGUAGCCACCUGUGCCGUGGCGCAGCACGCGCCGCCGUGGACAGAAGACUGCAGAAAAUCAACUUACCCUCCUUCUGGACCAACCUUUAGGGGACAAGUUCCAUGGUAUACCAUAAAUCUUGAUUUACCACCCUACAAAAGAUGGCAUGAAUUGAUGGUUGACAAGGCAGCAACGGUAAAAGUUCUAGUGAAUUCCUUGAAGAAUGUAGUAAAUGCAUUUGUGCCAAGUGGGAAAAUUAUGCAGAUGGUGGAUGAAAAGUUGCCUAGUAUGCUUGGCAACUUUCCUGGCCCUUUUGAAGAGGAAAUGAAGGGAAUCGCAGAUGUUACUGGUAUACCUUUAGGAGAGAUUAUUUCAUUCAACAUUUUUUAUGAAUUUUUUACCAUGUGUACUUCAAUCAUAACAGAAGACAAAAAAGGUCAUCUACUGCAUGGGAGAAACAUGGAUUUUGGAAUAUUUCUUGGGUGGAAUGUAAAUAAUAAUACCUGGACUGUAACUGAGGAUCUAAAACCUUUAACAGUAAAUUUGGACUUCCAAAGAAACAAUAAAACUGUCUUCAAGGCUUCAAGCUUUGCUGGCUAUGUGGGCAUGUUAACAGGAUUCAAACCAGGACUGUUUAGUCUUACACUGAAUGAGCGUUUCAGUAUAAAUGGUGGUUACCUGGGUGUCUUAGAAUGGAUUUUGGGAAAGAAAGAUGCCAUGUGGAUCGGGUUUAUCACUAGAUCAGUUCUGGAAAACAGCACAAGUUAUGAAGAAGCCAAGAAUAUACUGACCAAGACCAAACUAUUGGCUCCAGCGUACUUUAUCCUGGGAGGCAACCGGUCUGGGGAGGGUUGUGUGAUCACCCGGGAAAGAAAAGACGCUCUGGAUGUUUAUGAAUUGGCUGCUAAGCAGGGGAGAUGGUAUGUGGUGGAAACAAAUUAUGAUCGUUGGAAAAACCCCCUCUUCCUUGAUGAUCGCAGAACACCUGCCAAGAUGUGUCUAAACCGCACAACCCAAGAGAAUAUCUCAUUUGCAGCCUUAUAUGAUGUCCUGUCAACAAAACCUGUCCUCAACAAGCUGACAGUAUUCACAACCUUGAUGGAUGUUACCAGAGGUCGUUAUGAAACUUACCUGCGGGACUGCCCAGACCCUUGCAUAGGUUGGUGAGCACGCAAGGGGCCGACAGACCAUGCUCUGAGACGUGAGGCUGAGAUCACAAGCGUGCCUGGGCAGCGUCCCAUCUCCUUCCAGGGCCUGAGUCUCAGGUCAGGUUCCCUGAAGUCAUGAGCUUGUCUUCUCAAGUGGUUUACAACUUCUGCACUGUUUUUGCCAGAUCAGUUGAUUUCUUCUUAUGAACAGGUAAAACAAUCUUCUAGAAAUUUGAUGCCUUCCAUUUUACUUUGACAUUUGGAGAUGGGCCAUUAAACCCUGUGAGACCCAUCUCCACGGAAUAAUCCAGGGUUGUCUAGGUGUCUGCUGUAGAACACCUGCAGGUGGAAUGUGUGAGUAAACAGCCCACGUGAUUCAGUUUUUCACUUCUACUCUUGUAGAUGGAUGCUUUCCUAAGUACCAGUCUUAGCCUGCUGCUCCUAACCACUGUUAAAGUUACUCUGCUAUUAGUGACAGCAAUAUAAUUUUACCACAUUUGACUGGGGGAUGAAACAUUCAACUGUGUGUUUCUUUUAAUGGUCAAUAAAUGGGCCUCUGACUGUGUAAGUGGUACUUCUGGAAGGUUCAUGAAGUAAGCACUGUGCAAGGCAGUCUUUUACACAAAGUACCACAGUGUUCCCUUUAGCAUAAUUAUUCUACCUCCCAGUGACUUUAAAAAUUGAGUCCUUGAUUCUAUGAAUUAAUAAGUAAACUUGUCUACAACCUAUAUAAAAUAGGAGGUGAACUCAUUAAAUUCUCAUAAGUAUCAUCUAUCUAAUAAAUAAAUUUUUAGUUUUUACUUCUGAUUAACAUGUAUUUUUUUAAAAAAUUUAUAGAACAGUUGUUAAAAAUGUUUUACAGAAAUCAAUCUACUUAUGAAAAACACUAAUGAGACCUGUUAAUCUGUCUAACCUUUACAAUUAACUGUGAAAUAUGUGCCAUUUGUGCAAGAUUGUGUCCAUAUCAUUUUGUAUGAUCUCAGCUGUAUCCUGGUACUCAAUAAACAGCCACUGGAAACAGUGUCA
Messenger RNA from Oryctolagus cuniculus (rabbit), 2261 nucleotides. RefSeq names its product N-acylsphingosine amidohydrolase 1 (gene ASAH1). Gene Ontology annotation, molecular function: N-acylsphingosine amidohydrolase activity; fatty acid amide hydrolase activity. NCBI's taxonomy places the organism in Eukaryota, Metazoa, Chordata, Mammalia, Lagomorpha, Leporidae. Gene Ontology annotation, cellular component: lysosome. Gene Ontology annotation, biological process: fatty acid metabolic process. The record is from RefSeq and is a predicted model, not a curated record.